Messenger RNA from Topomyia yanbarensis, 5068 nucleotides. Its product is annotated as neural cell adhesion molecule 1-B-like. The record is from RefSeq and is a predicted model, not a curated record. The coding region runs from base 654 to 3410 and encodes 918 amino acids. Lineage: Eukaryota; Metazoa; Arthropoda; Insecta; Diptera; Culicidae. The transcript has 16 exons.
CACUCCAGCUCGUACUCCCAUGGCUCCGUCGUAGUCAAUAAAUUACUUCCACCUGAAGGCAAUGCGCAAACAUGUGUGUGACAACGAAAAUUUAUCUGUCUGCGCUAAGUGAAACGGAAAAUCCUCUUCUAAAACCUCUCUUUAUCAAUAUUCACAAAACAAUAAAAAUAAAAAUAAAACAAAAUCAUCGUAAUUGAGCGCCAUAACAUUUAUCACGUAAGCUUCAAACACACUCCCGGGACGGUGCAGAUUUUUCCAGACACCGGGGCUUGUGACACCUUCACAACCUAGAGCAUUUAUAAAAUAACCCAGGCAACUAAUGCGGAAUAGGUUCAAAGAGUAGGUCCCACAUGUGGCCCGGGGUGGUUGCAUUCAAUCAUAUCCUAAGCCAUUCCAGCCACAGCAGCAGCAGCAGCAGCCCCCGAUGAGAGACAAGUGCCAGCAGUCGUAACAAUAACAACAACAGUAAGAAAGGAGCUAUCGGUUGAAAAGUGAACGGUGCGAAAAAGUGUGAAUGUGGAAAAUCGUUCACCAGUUGGUGGUGCCAGUGCUGGUGAAGUUUAAAAAACGGGGGACGAAAGUGCCCUGGGAUCGCUAGUGUCUGGAAGAGUAGCAGAUAGAGGCAGUACACAAUCGGAAAAGUGCGCUCGGCGAUGGGAAAAAUGAAACACCACAUCGCAUUCAAAUUUAAUCAAGUGUUUCAUAUUAUAUUUAUCAAUAUCGUUAUUGCGCAGUUCACACUCGGAUUACAGCAAACAGCGGCCGACAAGGAGAAACAUGUGAAAUCGUCCGAGAUCCAGGCGGUGGAAGGAAGGAAAAUCUCUCUGCCGUGUCCAUUAUCGGCCCCGUCCAGAGAUAAGGUCUACAUGGUGCUCUGGUUCAAGGACGACGCCGGCAUCCCGUUAUACAGCUUCGACGUCCGGGGGAAACCGCUCCAGCAAGCCCGCCACUGGUCAGCGCCGGAAAGUUUCGGUCCACGUGCUCAUUUCAACACUGACACAGAUCCGGCUACGUUGGACAUCCAGGAUGUUCGACGACAUGACGAGGGUGUCUACCGCUGUCGAGUUGACUUUCGUACCAGUCAAACCCAGAGCUUUCGAUACAAUCUCAGCAUCAUUAGUCGGCCCCAACCAUCGGUCAAGUGGCUUAUCAACGGCAUCCUGGUGGAUGAGCAAUACGAACACAACUCUGGCGAUGUAAUCGAAAAUCGACUCCUCUGGGCGGCGAUUCAACGCUCCGAUUUGAACUCGAUAUUCACCUGCCAGGCAACCAAUACUCAACUGGCAGAGCCCAAAGAGAGCAGCUACGUGUUGGAUUUACAUCUGAAACCGCUGAGUGUGAAGAUAAUGAACCCGUCGACGCCGUUGGUUGCCGAACGUCGAUACGAAAUUUCCUGCGAAAGCGUUGGUUCGAGGCCAAAUGCGAUUAUAACCUGGUACAAAGGAAAGCGACAAUUACGCCGGGCAAAGGAGGAAAUUCUCAACAACACAACCCGUUCCGAGCUGAGCUUUGUACCGACCACGGAAGACGACGGCAAACUGAUAACAUGCCGAGCGGAAAAUCCAAAUGUCACCGGGCUGUUUCUGGAGACUUCCUGGAAGAUUGAAGUAGUGUAUCCACCAAUUGUUUCGCUACGGCUCGGAUCGACACUCUCGGCGGAAGACAUCAAGGAUAGUGACGAUGUUUACUUCGAGUGUCACGUCCAGGCGAAUCCUCCAUGGAGGAAAUUGCACUGGCUACACGACGGCGUAAUGAUAACUCACAACGCUUCCGCCCGUGUUAUUCGCUCGAACCAGAGCCUGGUGCUGCAGAAGGUGAACCGUAACUCGUCCGGAAAUUACUCGUGUAGCGCAAUCAACGCCGAGGGUGAAACAGUCAGCAAUCAGCUGGCACUACGGAUCAAGUAUGCUCCCGUGUGCGCAACGGAAAAAAUUAUCAUUGUGGGAGCCUUCCGCAGCGAGUCCCUUCACAUUCCCUGUGAGGUCCAGGCCGAUCCGCCUCCACGGCAGUUCUUCUGGAAGUUCAACAACUCGGGCGAAACGCUCGAGAUCAGCAAAGAGCGGUUUGUUAAAAACGGUUCACUAAGCCUGCUAAGCUACACGCCCGUCUCCGAUCAGGACUAUGGCACGCUGACCUGCUGGGGACAGAACGAGGUGGGCCUGCAGCAGUGGCCCUGCUUCUUCCAAGUGGUGCUUGCCGGAUUGCCAUCGACGGUGAAAAAUUGUACGAUAAACAAUCAAACGCAGAACUCGGUGGAAGUGCAGUGCAUAGCCGGGUAUGAUGGUGGUUUGCCGCAGAUUUUCAUGCUCGAACUGGUUUCGAGCAGAACGGGGAGACUGAGGUACAACGUAACCAACCCGGACGAACCAUACUUUGUGAUAGAAUCGUUAGAAUCGCUAAUCCACUACAACAGUAUCUACGAUGACCUGGGUGAUGACAACGCAUUCAAGGCAGUCAUCUAUGCCGUAAACCAGAAGGGAAGAAGUCAAGGUGUAGUCGUCAAAGAUUUUUUCCUCGAGAGCACGACCACAGAAAACCGAGCAGUUCUAACGAGCACCUCGCUGGACCACGUUUCGCCGAUUCUGUUCGGAGUUUUGCUCACUCUGCUGGUAUUGUGCUUCGUCAUCUUCGUGCGCGUUUACUACAUAAAAGCCACAACCACCUCCUCAACCAUCACGAAUGUUAACAGUGAUCUGGUUAACAACACGAAACAGCAUGGGUUGAAACAGGAUCAGUCUUCCAAGAAAAACGCCAAACAGAGCCCCCGAUGGCAACAUGGUGCUGGCAGUGGAGGAGGCGCCGGUGUGGGCGCUAGUGGUCCAGGUACCGGAACUGGUGACCACCAGCACGGAGCAGGCGUUGAUGGCACAACCCGGCCUGAUCCAACGGACGACGAUAGAGGCGAUCCGGACGUGAUUCCGGCGCAGUACGUGUCAAACGAUGGGGAAGAUUCCAGUUUCAAUUCGUCCAAAUGGCCUAAUGGGAGCUACUACGACCGAUACCCGAAUCAUGAUAUACGACCAACGGAGCUGCUGAUACCCCCGGCGGGCAGGGCUCAUCACAUCGGGGGCAUCGGAACCGGGCUCGGCGGCAGUGCGACAUCCACGCCGGUGGUAAAUCAAUUACAUCCGAAUAUUAAUCAAUGCGGUGACCCCUCGGCAAGCCUUAAGCUCGGGGCGUACUACACAUCGGGAACUGGUGCGGUUACCGCACUGGGCCCCCCGGUAGCAACCGGUCCAACGAUAGCACUGUACGGCGCAGGGCAUCAUCAAUCAAGCGGCCUAUUGCCCAACGGUGGACCGGACAGCAGUACCGGAGCGCAAGGGAUAAAUCCAAACGAUUACGACAUCAAUGUACAUACUAUCAAAAAUAUGCUAAUGACCACUAGGGUGCCGGAGAGCUGCGUUUAGUUGUUGUUCCUUAGUGUAUAGGGCUACGAGCGACGAGAGGAAAUGCCAAAACUUCCUCAGUCGACCGCGGAUCUUUUCUGCGUGUUUGUAUUUCUGAAUGUGUGUAUCAAAAUGGAUGAUAGUUCUGUAGUGUUAGAUUAGGCGAGUAUAAAUUCCACUAAAUAAAACUAUAACUAUUUGGAAACUAAAUUUUAAAUCAAACGGCGUUUAGCAACCCAACCCAUGACUAAUUUUUGCUAAGUAACACAUUGACAAGUAGCUCGACCUACUUUGAUAUAACUUCUUCAGCUGAUAGAAUCAGAAGAUUUCAAAAAUGCAAACAUAACCCGAUUGAAAGUUUAUUACAAGAUUCAAGAUUAUAUUCUUGCAGUCAAAUAUAAUUUUUUGUGAAAAGUAUUGAUAAUUAAAUAUUUUCCACUGGAAAUUGGUUACUAGAUUAUGAUUUUGCAACGAUUUUACACUACAAUCAAUUUUGCAUAUGUUUAGUUUUGCUAUGUGGCCGGGACAGUAGACAGUGAUGGAAACAAUCGGUAUCUUGUUUGAUAGUUCUGAUAAUUAUCAUACGAACCGAAUGUCUUGAAUGUAAAAUACCAGAUUUCAGUUACCGAGAUAGCUAACUAUAACAGUUCCCACACUGGUGAUUAUUUGCGAGUUACGAUCAAAAUUCGAAAACGUUUGAUUCAAAGAAAACAAUAUGUAAAUUAUAAAUUUACUAAGUGAAAAAAAAACUUCCAAGGCAAGAAUGAAUAAAGCGCGAAAGAACACAGCAUUUAUUCCAUUGCCUACAUUUGAUAAAAAAAAUCACAAAAACUACCGCUCUUAAUGCCUGUGAGAAAUACAAUGUGAACAAACAAAAAGUGGACAAAGUUUAUGUACCUAUGUAUUUUUGUGUACGGGAGAUAAAAAUAGAGAAACUGCAAAAAAAAAAAAUACAACGGAAGCGUUCAAGCGGUACCUUUACGCAAACAGUCUGCAGGCGUGUUAAAUAAAUUAUUGUAGAAGAGUUCCCGAGAAAUGAAAACAUGGGAAUGCAGCAAAUACAACUUAGUGAUACUGACUUCGUUUGACCGUGUUCCUAUUUACUUCAGUUAUACAGAGCAAGCAAGUAUAAUAUGUAUAAUUGCCCGGUGCCUCCGUUAACCAUAGAAAAAAAGUAACGUUGAAUGCAUUAAAUGAGUUUAUUUAUGUAAUGAAAUUAAGGAGCAUUCGAAGGAUGGAUUUUUUAAAAUUCAAUUGCGUAUGUGCCAAGAAAACCAUAUCCUAGAAAGUAAAAUCGAACAAUCUUCCAUCCACUGGUCAUUACAUUUUAAAUUAGACAAUUGUAUUGUUCAGUUUUGGUGCAUCAAGUUUAUCCCUAUAGUGAAAGGACUGUGUGAUAAAACUAUACAUAUUGGUUGCCCUACAUAUCCUAUCCAUUAGCAUUUUUGCAUAUGUUUUGGAACCUGUUGAACGAGCUGAGAGGAGAAAGUGUAUCCAAAGUUAGACGGGAAAAAAUUUCCAGAUGUACAUACAGUGAAUGACCCUAUAGAGAGUAAGUUGGUCAUUGUGAAGCGAAAUCAACCGAAUAAGAAACAUCAUUUAGAAAACUAAGAAAUUGUAAGACAAAAACAUUGUUAUAAAAAAGACACAAAUAUAAAACACUCUUUCUGAAAAGAUCC